CUCUGGCUACCCUGAAGCCUCAGGCCGGGCUCAUCGUGCCGCAGACGGUGCCAUCCUCCCAGCCCAACGUGGCCGGAGCUGGGGAAUCCAUGGAUCUGGGAGAGCUGGCUGGCAUGACCCCAGAGAUCAUCCAGAAGCUCCAAGACAAGGCCACGGUGCUCACCACGGAGCGUAAGAAGAGAGGGAAGACAGUCCCAGAGGAGCUGGUGAAGCCGGAGGAGCUCAGCAAGUACCGGCAGGUUGCUUCACACGUGGGGCUGCACAGCGCCAGCAUUCCAGGGAUCCUGGCCUUGGACCUCUGUCCUUCUGACACCAACAAGAUCCUCACUGGUGGGGCUGAUAAAAACGUCAUUGUCUUUGACAAGAGCUCGGAGCAGAUCCUGGCAACACUCAAGGGGCAUUCCAAGAAGGUUACCAGUGUUGUGUUCCACCCAUCCCAGGAUCUGGUGUUCUCAGCCUCUCCAGAUGCCACCAUCCGGAUCUGGUCUGUCCCCAAUGCCUCGUGUGUGCAGGUUGUCCGUGCCCAUGAGGGCUCUGUGACCGGGCUGAGCCUCCAUGCGACGGGUGACUACCUCCUCAGCUCCUCAGAUGACCAGUACUGGGCUUUCUCGGACAUCCAGACAGGCCGUGUCCUCACCAAGGUGACAGAUGAGAGCUCUGGCUGUGCUCUCACCUGCGCCCAGUUCCACCCGGAUGGGCUCAUUUUUGGAACGGGAACGAUGGACUCUCAGAUCAAGAUCUGGGAUCUGAAGGAACGCACCAACGUGGCCAACUUCCCGGGACACUCCGGUCCCAUCACCAGCAUCGCCUUCUCGCUCAUCUUUGACCAGAGCGGCACCUACCUGGCUCUGGGUGGGACGGAUGUCCAGAUCUACAUCUGCAAGCAGUGGACUGAGAUCCUCCACUUCACAGAGCACAGUGGCCUCACCACAGGAGUGGCUUUUGGCCACCACGCCAAG
Molecule: messenger RNA, 959 nt
Organism: Nestor notabilis (Kea)
Lineage: Eukaryota; Metazoa; Chordata; Aves; Psittaciformes; Psittacidae
Gene: PRPF19
Product: pre-mRNA processing factor 19
Exons: 12
Biological process (GO): mRNA splicing, via spliceosome; DNA repair
Cellular component (GO): U2-type catalytic step 1 spliceosome; Prp19 complex; cytoplasm
Molecular function (GO): protein binding; ubiquitin protein ligase activity
Source: RefSeq, a predicted model, not a curated record